This is a messenger RNA of Ipomoea nil (Japanese morning glory), 1685 nucleotides long. RefSeq names its product anthocyanidin 3-O-glucosyltransferase 2-like. The record is from RefSeq and is a predicted model, not a curated record. The transcript has 2 exons. NCBI's taxonomy places the organism in Eukaryota, Viridiplantae, Streptophyta, Magnoliopsida, Solanales, Convolvulaceae. Gene Ontology annotation, molecular function: UDP-glycosyltransferase activity. Bases 121 to 1536 code for a protein of 471 amino acids.
AUCCAUGAUCCAUCGGUGCAUGUGCUACGUACUUUUAUAUGCUUUCGAUCGUCGUCUUCAUCCUAACCCACACCCACAGAUUCAAAAAAUAAAUUAAAAAAAAAAAAAAAAAAGGCAAUCAUGAAGCAAGCUAAGGUUGUCUUCGUCUCAACACCAACCAUCGGAAACCUCGUUCCCGUUGUCGAGUUUUCUAAACUCUUAUCGCACCAAAACCAAAACCUUUCAGUUACUGUACUUCUCAUCAACAUGCCUCAAAGACCCUUGAUCCAAUCAUACAUUGACUCGCUCGCCUCCGACGGAAACCUCGAAUUUCUCAGCCUCCCCGCGGCGGAGCCGCCGUCCCCGGACCAGAACCGAUCCACCAUAAGCUUCUUAUCUAUCUGGAUAGAGAACCACGAGCCGCACGUGAGACGUGCGCUGACUAAACUUAAGUCCGAUGAUGAUGUUCGGAUCGCCGGGUUUUUCGUUGACAUGUUUUGUACUUCUUUCAUAGAUGUCGCAGAGGAACUCGAUAUCCCUUGCUAUCUUUACUUUGCAUCUCCGGCCAGUUUCUUGAGUUUCAUGCUUCAUAUCCCGACCCUGGAUGCUCAAGUUCCGAAGAAUAGCGAAUUCGGGGACGCGGCUAAGGAGUACGUUAUUCCGGGUUUCGAAAACCCGGUUCCGGUCGAGUCUUUCCCCCCUUUCAUGUCGAAGAGACAUGAAGAUACCUAUCUGCCGUUCCUGCAACACGCCAAGAGAUACCGAGAAACACGGGGUGUGGUCGUGAACACGUUCAAGGAACUGGAGAGUUAUUGUCUGGGAUCGAUGUUUGGCGGGAAUGAUGUAGGACCGGUUUAUCCUAUUGGACCGGUGGUGGACCGGGAAGGGCCGGCUCGAUGGCACCCGGAUUCGUGGAACCACGAAUUGGUCAUGAAGUGGCUCGACAAUCAACUGUCAUCGUCAGUGGUUUUCCUGACAACCGGGAGCAUGGGUAGCCUGAACCCGGCCCAAAUUAGGGAGAUAGCCACCGGGUUAGAACGAGCUGGGUAUCGGUUCUUGUGGUCCAUCCGGGAACCGCCCAAGUCCAAACUAGACCUCCCAAACGACUACACCGAUCUAGACCACGUCUUGCCACCAGGAUUUUCAGAUCGGACCAAGGGCAAAGGAAUGGUGUGCGGGUGGGUCCCACAGGUGACAAUCCUGGCCCACAAAGCGAUCGGAGGGUUCGUGUCACACUGUGGAUGGAACUCGAUUUUGGAAGCGUUGUGCCACGGUGUACCCAUCGGCACGUGGCCUAUAUACGCGGAGCAACAUCUGAAUGCGUUUCAGAUGGUUAAGGAAUUGGGAUUGGCUGUGGAGAUAACGUUUGACUACAAGGAUGGGAUCACGUUGGUGUCUGCUGAGGAUGUUGAGAGAGGAGUGAGAAAGCUGAUGGACGGUGAUGAUGAAGUGAGAGAAAAGGUUAAAGAAUACAGUGAAAUGUGCAAGAGAGUUUGGAUGAAGAAUGGAUCGUCUGCGGUUUCCUUAGGCAAAUUGAUUGAGGAUUUAAAUAUUUAAUGAAAAUGAUAAAGUCAAAGCUCAAUGGUCCAAUUUCAGUAUUUCACAAGAAUCUUCUUUCCGAAUCGUGUACGUCUUGUUUGCCGACCCAUUUGUCAUAUCUAUUUAGUUUUACGAAUUUAAUAAUAGAAAAGGAUAAUUUUAAUUUU